Molecule: messenger RNA, 1506 nt
Organism: Alligator sinensis (Chinese alligator)
Lineage: Eukaryota; Metazoa; Chordata; Crocodylia; Alligatoridae
Gene: RPF1
Product: ribosome production factor 1 homolog
Exons: 10
Coding region: 115-1116 (333 amino acids)
Biological process (GO): maturation of 5.8S rRNA; maturation of LSU-rRNA
Cellular component (GO): nucleolus; preribosome, large subunit precursor
Molecular function (GO): rRNA primary transcript binding
Source: RefSeq, a predicted model, not a curated record
GGCUAGGCGGGGUCAAGGGUGAAGGGUUGCUUCCGGCCGCACUUGGCGGCAUGGCUGGACGAGGCGAGCAGAGGACGAGGCCGUGCGGAGCAGCGCCGGGGCCCGCCGAGGACCAUGGAGCGGCCCCGGAGCGGGUUCUGUUCCCGCCCGCGUUCAGCGUGUCCGAGAUCAAGAACAAGCAGCGGCGGCACUUCAUGUUUCUGCGCUGGAAGCAGCAGCAGAGGAAGGAGAAGCUGGCAAAUAAGAAAAAGCGGAAGAAGGAGAGAGAGGUGCUGGGAGACCAGUGGCUCUCUUAGGCAGCAGGCUUGUGACGCAGUUGCUAUAACAGUCUUUGCUGCAGACAGCGGCAUUGCACCACCAAAGCCUGUGCCAAAGACAAUUGAAAACCAAAGAGUUUAUGAUGAAACAACUGUGGAUCCUAAUGAUGAAGAGGUUGCUUUCGAUGAAGCCACAGAUGAAUUUGCACCUUACUUCAAUAGACAGACAGUUCCCAAGAUUCUUAUCACAACAUCAGACAGACCUCGAGGGAGAACAGUAAGAUUCUGUGAACAGCUGUCUUCCAUUGUACCCAACUCACAUGUUUACUAUCGAAGAGGACUUGCUUUGAAAAAAAUUAUCCCACAGUGUAUUGCAAGAAACUUCACGGACCUAAUAGUUGUUAAUGAAGAUCGCAAAAUACCCAACGGUCUUGUUUUAAGUCAUUUGCCUGAUGGUCCAACUGCUCAUUUUAAAAUGAGCAGUGUUCGUCUGCGUAAAGAAAUAAAGCGAAAAGGGAAAGAGCCCACAGAACACAUACCUGAAGUAAUCCUGAAUAAUUUUACAACACGACUGGGACAUUCUGUUGGUCGCAUGCUUGCCUCUCUCUUUCCACACGAUCCUCAGUUCAUUGGAAGACAAGUUGCUACAUUUCACAAUCAGCGAGACUAUAUCUUUUUUAGAUUUCACAGGUAUAUCUUCAAGAGUGAGAAGAAGGUAGGGAUUCAAGAGCUUGGGCCACGUUUUACCUUGAAACUAAGGUCCAUUCAAAAAGGAACCUUUGAUUCCAAGUUUGGAGAGUAUGAGUGGAUUCACAAGCACCGUGAAAUGGAUACAAGUAGAAGAAAAUUCCAUCUAUAAUGGGAAGUGUGUUCUGGUUUUACCUGAUGAAUAGGAAUACCAAACUGCUCUUGAACUCUUUGCACCAAAUUAACAAGUUUGGAGCCCUGGAUCCUGUCAUCUCCAAUUAAUAAGCAGUGGUACUCAUUACUGAGCAUUAUUUUUACAGGUAGACAAAAACACACUUUCAGACUUUCCUGUGAGCAGUUGAAGAAAGAUGUCUUUUCAAAUGAGCAUAAACACUCUUAUUAAGUGCUACUGCCACUUAUUCAAAACUGAGAAGCUCUUCUGGAAUACGAGUAGGUUGCUAUAUAUGAAUUAUUGUCUUCAUUGUGACUCUUGCCUAGGGUUUUAGGGCCAGUACCAGUGCAAAGUUGUAAAUUCUGUAAUAACAGUUUGUUUUUAGAGUAA